Gallus gallus (chicken) is the source of this 6885-nucleotide messenger RNA. RefSeq names its product myotubularin related protein 8 (gene MTMR8). The transcript has 14 exons. Gene Ontology annotation, biological process: negative regulation of autophagy; dephosphorylation. Gene Ontology annotation, cellular component: nuclear envelope. The coding region runs from base 82 to 1971 and encodes 629 amino acids. Gene Ontology annotation, molecular function: phosphatidylinositol-3,5-bisphosphate phosphatase activity. The record is from RefSeq and is marked provisional. Lineage: Eukaryota; Metazoa; Chordata; Aves; Galliformes; Phasianidae.
GGCGGGGCGGGAGCUGCCCGCUGCAAAUGGCGGGGCGGAGGCCUGGCCGCGCGGGUGAGCUGAGGUGCGGGCGGUGCCAUCAUGGAGCACAUCACCACGCCGAAGGUGGAAAACGUGAAAUUACUAGAUCGCUAUACAAAUAGGAAGGCAGCAAGCGGGACGUUAUACCUGACAGCCACCCAUCUCAUCUAUGUGGAUGCUUCUGCUGAAGUCAGAAAAGAAACAUGGAUUCUGCAUCACCAUAUUGCAACUGUAGAAAAAUUGCCUCUGACCACAGCUGGAUGCCCACUCCUUAUUCACUGCAAGAACUUCCACGUGGCUCACUUUGUUAUUGGGCAGGAACGUGAUUGUCACGAAGUGUAUACCUCCUUGCUCAAACUUUCACAACCAGUGAAACCCGAAGAACUUUAUGCUUUCUCUUACAAUCCUAAAAUGUCUAAAGAUAACCGGGAGAUUGGAUGGAAGCUGAUUGAUUUGAAAGUAGAUUACCAGCGUAUGGGAAUCCCGAAUGACUAUUGGGAAAUAACAGAUCUUAACAAAGACUACGAGGUUUGCAACACAUAUCCUCCAGAAAUCGUGGUGCCUCGAGCUGCUAGUAAGGCAACAGUGAUUGGAAGCUCAAGGUUCAGAAGCAGGGGGCGGAUCCCAGUGCUUUCUUACUUAUAUAAAGAAAACAAUGCUGCCAUAUGUCGUUGUAGCCAGCCCCUCUCUGGGUUCAGUGCUCGUUGUUUGGAGGAUGAACAAAUGUUGCAGGCAAUCAGAGAAGCCAACCCUGGGAGUCCCUUCAUGUAUGUUGUAGACACAAGGCCAAAGUUAAAUGCCAUGGCCAACCGAGCUGCUGGGAAGGGUUAUGAGAACGAAGACAAUUAUGAUAACAUUCGCUUUAAAUUUAUUGGCAUUGAAAACAUCCAUGUGAUGCGGAGCAGCUUGCAGAAACUCCUGGAAGUCUGCGAAACAAAGUCUCCAUCAAUGAGUGAUUUCCUUACUGGGCUGGAGAACUCAGGUUGGUUGCGGCACAUAAAGGCUGUCAUGGAUGCAAGUGUCUUUCUCGCAAAGGCUGUGAAAGAUGAAAAGGCCAGUGUGUUGGUGCACUGCUCUGAUGGGUGGGACCGCACAGCACAGGUCUGCUCCCUGGCUAGCCUCCUUUUAGAUCCGUUUUAUAGGACUUUUAAAGGCUUCAUGGUCCUUAUAGAAAAGGAGUGGAUUGCAAUGGGCCAUAAGUUUUCACACAGGUGUGGCCAUUUGGAUGGUGACCCAAAGGAAGUGUCCCCUGUCUUCACUCAGUUCAUUGAGUGCGUCUGGCAGCUCAUGCAGCAGUUCCCUUGUACGUUUGAGUUUAAUGAACAUUUCCUUCUGGAAAUCCAUGAUCAUGUCUAUUCCUGCCAGUUUGGAAACUUCCUUGGGACCUGCCAUAAGGAGCGUGAAGAUCUGAAAAUCUUUGAGAAGACCCACUCUCUGUGGCCUUUCCUCUUACAGAAGAAGCAGGAAUUGAGAAAUCCUUUGUACAGAGGAUUUACAGCUUACAAAGAGCUUCAACCCAACACGCUACCUUUUAGUUUUCAGUUUUGGUGUGGGAUGUACAAUCGCUUCGACAAAGGAAUGCAUCCAAAACAGUGUGUACUGGAUCAUCUACUGAGCUGCAUGAACCAGAAGAUAAAACUAGAGGACAAUGCAUCUGAAUUGGAAAAUAAACUUCCUUUCCUUGAUGGUCCGUUACCCAAUGAAGCUUGCUUCUUAUCUAAAGUAGGAUGUGCUGCUUCAAAAACACCGAUGCUGAACACUCCCCAGGAUUAUGAAGGGGAAGCACCUCCUGUGUUGACCAACGGUAUCUCAGUUGGAGAUAUAAAUGUUACGUCAGAUGUGGACCAGAGAAACAAAGAGAACCUGGCUAAUCACCGAGACCUCCAUCUUAAUGACAGCGUUGAUGUUUUAAACUCUGAAGCUAAGGAUGGAAAGCCUCAGCACCAUUGAUCGGCUUUGAGAAUUGUGUUCAAUGAAGCAGGUGCUUGUGAGGCAUAAAGGAUCUGUGACCCUGCCCAGGUGUAGACCACCCAGCCAGUUCCUGCUAUGCAUUACUGUGUAUGUUUGCGGGGAGCUGUGCUCUCGCUGUAGCGAGCGCAGUCCAUGUUUGGUUUGGUUUGCAUCAUUUUGGGGCUAAAAUGAUGAAGAUACAUACAGAGCUGCUGAGAAGGCUAUCCUGAGUUACAGUAUAAACUUUAUUUUUAAGUGGAGGCGUGAUGUUUGUUUUAAGGCUUAGAAUUGUCUGGCAGUACUGCUGUUUUAAGCUGGAGGGCAUCAUGGACAAUUAGCAUGGGGUUUAGGAAUUGAUGCAGUAUUCAUGAUAGGAGGAGGAGAUACAAUGCUUUUAUUCUCAGUGGUGCAGGGUUGUAAAUGCCCUUUCAGUUCAUCUAAAAGUGGAAAAAAAAAAAUCUCUUGGCUGUAAAUGAAUCUCUGCAUGGACCCUCACCUUAUGGAAGAACUGAUCCAUUUUUUGUUUCCUAUGCACAUUUGUUAAACAAAAAACUGUGCCUUUUUAUGGAGACCGUUUUUGUAUCUAGCUGUGCAAUGUAGUAGUAUUAUUUUAGUGUAGAGUGUAGUAUUUGGUCGUCUUUAUAGUCAGUAUUUUUAAACAAAGUUUUAUAUCUGCUGCCACAUUCCCCCAGAUCUAUGCUGGUCCCAAGUUGAGCAGCUUCUUUCUGAGCUGAUCUUUGAAAAAGUAAGCUUUUAUGGACUUCAUUUACUUAUCUGUGAGAGUGCAGCAAGCCACAGAGCCUGUAGCAUGUGAAUUUUUGACAGGAGGAUUAGGAAUAAGGCAAUGUAAGAGAAAUACUCAAAUUCACGUGGAAUCUUCCUCUUCUCUUAAUUGGUGUUGGUUAAACUGAAGCAAGAGAGUAACUCGUUCUGUGUUGGGAUUGGUGUGCUUUCUUCAGAUCCUUCAGUAAGGCAACAAUUAUAGAUGAGGCAUAUUCUGUUGUAGGAAUGAGACGUAAAAUGAUUACUUCCAGUCACCCAUUGAGUGAUUAUAGUGAAUGUUAAAAUUAUGUGAAAUUAAGGUGUGACUUAUCUGCAUUGUCAAGACCUGAGGGAAGGAACAGUUUCUCUCAGCAUUGAACUUUAUAAUUUUGUGGAGCUGGUGACAAAACAUAAAUUUAUAAAUCGGGAUGUGACCCACUAUUGGAUCAAGAAGUGAACAUCUUGACUCAAUAUUGUGGCUCCAUCUUGGAACUUCAGUGCUUGUGCUACUUGGUUCCUUUAAUCUGCAGUGGAGAUGCUGGUUGAAGUCAAAGGUUUAAAGGAGAAAUGUAUUCCGUUUAUUCAAUUCCGAAAGUUCAUCUCCCUAGGGAAAUGGAUGGCCCAGAAAAGCUAUUCCACAAUACUUACUCUGGGCAGAUUUAGCCUAUGGAUGUGUUUAAAUUGCACAAAGACUCCCUUUGAUGCAGCUUAAUUCAGUAUGCUUUUUUUUUUUUUUUUACUGUUGUCUGGACUGUGUUGUUUAAAUCAGAUGUUGCCAUCAGGUGUUUAAAUCAGAAUCUCUAUGAUAAAACUUAAAAAUAUUUUCUUUCAAAAUUAACCCUCCCAAUCUACAAUAAAAAGUAGAAACGUUCAAUUACUCCAUACCAACAUUGUCAUAGCCAUUGUUGGUGUGCAUACAGCAUGUGGUGAGGUGACUGGGUUGGUUCCAGUGUUCACAAUGAACACUUUCAAACACUUUCAACAAGAGAAGAAAAAAAAGAAAAAGAAAAAAAUCCUCCUCUGUGUGUAUCCCUUUGGGUAAGAAGGUGCUUUAUUAAGCAUACCCAAAGACCCAAGUAACAGGGUAAUGCCUGAGGAGACUUUCCUUAGUGUCUACAGUGGCAAGGAAAAACUCUUUUCUACUUUUUCUAGUGUUACAGGUUUUAAAAUCUUAAGUAAUGUUUAAGUCUGUUUUAAAAAGCAACUGUUUUUAAGGUAUGAGUGUAUGCUUGAUUUAGAAACUAAGUACGUUAAGUACUGAACCCAGAUACACUUAAGCAAAUGUACCCACACAGCAAAUUUUGAGAGUCUCAUCCACGUACUGCCUCAUGCAAACAGCCAUAUUUGUUUUGAAUGAUGCUCGCUUCCAAAUGCAUCCUUUUUGUUUUUAAUCUCAAGAUUAUCUGUUGUUUUGUCUCUUUGCUAUUAAAAAGAUCUGAUUAACGUUAAUCUAAUCACUCUCAGCAUUAAGCUAGAUAGUCUGCCAGCCCUUGUUUGCACUACCCACACAUUCGUCAAGCAGAGAGAUUAAACCUAUGUCUUACUCUUACUGCUCUAAAUGCACAGGAUUUGAAAUUCUGCCAUAGACUUUCACUGGAAAGUAACUUUUGUCUCCUCGUAGUCUAAAAGCUCAUUUCAUGUGUGUGCUUAGCAGUUUGGAGCUUUGUUCAAACAACCCAAUAGAUUCACUCCUCUCUCUAGGUAGUAGAGCAGUAGUGAAUGGUAUGCAUAGCUUCUGAAAUAGAUAACUCAUAAAUAAAUGGUGAAUGAGACCAAGGUAGGCAGUUCUUAGCACCAGUUAUUCUAGAUGUCAACAGGUUCUAUGCUUUUUGUAAUGAAUACGGGAUCAUUGUAGAUGAAUUUUGACUACUGAGGAAUUUAGAUAUGCCACUCGUUAAUCUUUCUAUAAAAACAAAUAUUUUGCAGAAGGUUUCUAUGUUUACACACUGCCUUGUCCUUUGAAUUAACAUAGAUUAUCUUUUUUCCCCAACUAUAAUAAUGUUUGCUUAUCCCUAAAAUAGGACACUGGCAUCUCCACACAUCUUUCUGGAAGAUGAUAUUUAGGAGCAUACAACCCUGAAAAGAUGACAUGAUGCACUGAAAGUACUUACAAGCUGUUAGAAAUCAAUGCAUAACUCUAUACUUGGAAAUGCAAAACCUGGCUGAAAGGAUGGUAAUGAGCUGUAUAGUCUUACAGCUUUUGGAGUUCAUAUAUAUAUGAACUUGGCCAAAGUCUACAACGUGCUAAAAAUCAUUCAUGCUGGUGCUGUAAAUUAAGGGAGCUGAAAUAUGUUUCAGGGUUUCAUGGAAUUCCAUAAGAUUAUUUGUUUGAAAACUCAUUAGCUUAGCUACAGGGUUUGUUAUUGUUGUUGUUUUGAAGAUGACUUUGUUUUAAGACCAAAAAAUGAACAGCUGUUCAAAGCACUGCAGUGUGUCCUCAGGUCCCUGGCCAGCUAGGUUGGCUUCCUAGAGUCUUGCACAACGCCUGUGUUCUACAUCCCAGUGCCCUGCUGACUGUAGCGAGGCACUUCAGUAUAUGCUCCCUGGAAGUGUUAAAGGGAAACUUAAAAGCUGUUAGAUAGGAAUCUCCUUUUUUGAGCACUGUAUAGGUGAGAAGUUACUGUAACUUAUUUAUUCCUAGUGGACCAUCUGUCUGCGUGUUGCAAAGUCAAUGAGUACUUUUUAUUUGGAGCUGUGAACUGAACAGUGGAACUUGCUGCUUUCUGUUUGGAUCCCUCUGCCAGGGAUGAAAGAGGGAUCCUUUUUGCUGUGGGUGGUUUCUGCUUAUGCAAAACUUUUCCUUUUUUGGAGCGCUUCUUGCUUUGAGAUUCUCUGUGGUAUCAUGGUUAAAUUCCUCUAUGUAGUCUUCGGGCCCUAGUGAGAGGGAUUGCUGGCAGCUAAAGGUGUGCAGAGGUUUGUGGGAUUACUGCCUUGAGUUAGGUCUUGGUGGGCUGCAGCUUGAAAUAACCAAAUUGGUAAAGGGCCAAUUGGUAAAGGUCUGUUGUUUUCUUUGUAUUUAGAGAUCACGAUCAGUGUAUGCAAAGUACCCUUGCAACUGGCAAACCUGUAAUGUGAGGGGAAGUAUUUAUAAGCUCUUCUGCCAGGUGCUGCUUCGUAUUCUUUCCUGGUAAAGCUGGCAUUUUUAACUGGUGCCUGACGUGUAGUCCCCAGAGGGAGCUUUCUUGGCACUACUUAGUGAUGGCUAUUAGUGAGUGACCAAAAAUUUGACUGUUGUUUCUCUUUUCCCCUUCACCACCACCUUGCAUUGAGAGCUGGGAUCUUUUAUUUUCUUGCUGUGUGUGUGAGUCUAGCUAUUAUUAGAAGCUGGGGCAAUUCCUUGUUUACAUGCUGUCCGUCUUGCACGUAAAAGCAUUUCCCAUGCCUGAAAUCCAGACUGGGAGGAAAUGAUCUGUUCUGAAUGUAAUAGUUUUGUUUUAAUUAACAUGCAGCAGGUCCUAUUAAAGUGCAUGUUCUUGUAAGUAUCUUCAGUACUAAAAUCAGCCAGGUUGGUGCCAGUUGCAGUCUGUAAUUUGUUAGUGUAAGUAUUUAAACAUGCAGCGCUGUGUCCUUUUGACAUCUCCUGGACUACAGAAGCAAUGCAGAAGGAGGAGUAGGUAAAAUGAUUGACCUAAUUUCUUCUCAUAACAUUGACCUGUGUGUAUAUGCCUCUGUAUUUAAUGUAGCAGCAUACUACUGGAGUAACUUGUAGCACUGGAUCUAAUCAUAUGUAUUGGAGCACAAAUAUGUACUUUUCUCAUCAUCACAAAGUGAUCUUUGUAGGAACUUGCCUAAGCUUGUGUAUAGUACUCAGCUGAAAAUGUUAAAUGUUUUUGCUGUUUCUGUGAGUUGCUAAUUUUGUCCUUACUGUAAUUGUUGAGGGACAGUUGUAUAAAAUUGCGUAUGAUUAAAUCCCACAUUCUGGAAUGUGCUGCAAUGGCUGUGCACAUGAAAGUCAUUUUAGUUAAUGCACUGCUUAAAAACAUUGUACCAUGUUAAGAGGAGCACUGUGCCCUUUCUCUAAAUGUAUUUGUCUCAUGGAGUUACAUUUGUAUUACAGUUUAUUUUUACUUCUUAAAAAGAAAAUAUCAAUACCUUGCCUUUUUACAGGUGGUGAUUGGUCUGUUUGUUAAUUAAACUCGACAUGGAACUUCA